AUGACGAUGGAUUUCAACUAUGAAAUACUGCUUGCUUCCUUCCUACCUUCACCAAUCUUGAAGAUAACCGCCAUCCUCUUACUCGCUACCGCCGCAUCUUGUCUUUACCGAAUUUGGAAAUCUCAGGAACGUCAACCACCUCGGCGAACACCCCUUCACUUCUUAAGGAAGUUGACCUUUAUCCCCUCAGCCGUCAAACCGAUUGCCAAGGAAUCAGGAUUCCAAGAGCUGGAAUUUUAUAAGAAUCUCCUUUUCAAACUGCAGAAUGAGGAGUACAAUCCGGAGGUUUCAGCACUUGGACGACAAGCAAUCUUGUUCCUACUGUCCGAAGCAUUGAGCAACUAUACAAAAAGAGAGUCUCAUCCCAGUAUCCUAUCAUUGGAGACUUUCAACAAAGAAGAACUUUCCCAGUUUCUCCAAGAUCAUCAGAAGGAUGUCACGGAUCGAUACGCACAAUAUAUCGCGCAAAGAGACUUGGGUGGCCCUCGGCAAUUGGUUCGCAACCGACAGGAUGCAGAGUUAUGGUUGAGGAAGAUUGCACCGUUGAAGCUGGUCGAUGGGGCUUGGCUGGGUCACUUGAACAAAAUCACUUGA
Penicillium soppii is the source of this 594-nucleotide messenger RNA. RefSeq lists its product as uncharacterized. The transcript has a single exon. Lineage: Eukaryota; Fungi; Ascomycota; Eurotiomycetes; Eurotiales; Aspergillaceae. The record is from RefSeq and is a predicted model, not a curated record. Bases 1 to 594 code for a protein of 197 amino acids.